This is a messenger RNA of Saprolegnia diclina VS20, 855 nucleotides long. RefSeq lists its product as hypothetical. The transcript has a single exon. Lineage: Eukaryota; Oomycota; Saprolegniomycetes; Saprolegniales; Saprolegniaceae. The record is from RefSeq and is a predicted model, not a curated record. Bases 98 to 805 code for a protein of 235 amino acids.
CAUAGAACGCGUUUGGAACUGUGUCGGGCGACGCAGUAACCUGCGCGGGCCCGCUCGUCCAUGCACUUGAAGUGCGCAUUUCGUCUCUGACCGGAGCAUGCGCUUGCGGCUGGCCACAUCCAUGGCCGCUGCGAUCGUCGCGGUAGCCCAUGGCGGCAGCUGCGAAGAGCGGCGCUGCUGGACGCCGGCUACGCCGUGCCUCGACGGUGCCGGCGGGUGCGCAGCGCGGCAGCAGGACGGGCACUGCCCGAGGCAGACCACAUUGUGCACGGUUGCAGUCCUCGGUACGCCUGUCGAGUCGGCGACUUCGAAUGCGACCGCCAAUGCGACGCGCGCCGUGGCCAUCAUGGCGCCGUCGACAAGGGACACGAGUGGCAGCAAGACGUAUGCACAAGGCGCCGAGCACAGCAGCAGCGGGUUCAACGCCGGCUCGGAGACGUACGCGCUCGUGGGCAUCAUUGUGGGCCUCCUCGUCGUGCUCUGCGUCGCGCUGCUCAAUAUUUAUGUCCAGCGCAAGCGACGCACCAACCUUCUCCUGGACUCGAACAAGUUUAUUCCGCUGCCGCGCCCGAGCCAUUACGACCAGCCGCGGCGAACGUUCUUGCUUACGACCAUGACGUCGCGGUCGCUCUGUCCCGUCCUCGAAGAUGAGCGAUCGUCGUCUGAGUCCGAGGACUGGACGACCAACACUAUGCAGUUUCAAUUUUCGCCCAGCACGUUGCCGCUGCCCAUUGUGCUACUCACCUCCGAGUCCCUCUCGGACCUUCCCGUGCUCCAGUGUGACGAGUACUCGCUCACGAUUUAGUUCGCCAUCUCCACUAACCCAAAUGGCAUCUUAUUUAGCUUAUCGUUGCC